This is a messenger RNA of Callorhinchus milii (elephant shark), 2248 nucleotides long. RefSeq names its product cytosolic 5'-nucleotidase 3. Lineage: Eukaryota; Metazoa; Chordata; Chondrichthyes; Chimaeriformes; Callorhinchidae. The transcript is spliced from 10 exons. Gene Ontology annotation, cellular component: cytoplasm. Gene Ontology annotation, molecular function: magnesium ion binding; 5'-nucleotidase activity. The record is from RefSeq and is a predicted model, not a curated record. The coding region runs from base 146 to 1027 and encodes 293 amino acids.
AAUGAGGCAGUGAAUGAGGGAGUGUGUGAAUGAGGGAGUGUUGCGGAGUGUCUGAUGUUGUUACAAAGUGAAACUGUUGCUGAAACGAAACCAAACCCGGAACCGGAGCCCCGAGUAACAGCCGAUUCGAUUCCCGGCGACAAAGAUGGUACCAGAGUUACAGAACAACACUGUCCAGAUCCGAAACCCCGAACGGGUCAAAGAGAUCAUCGAGUCCAUCAAGCGAGGCGGAGCAUCCAAACUCCAGAUCAUCACUGAUUUCGAUAUGACUUUGACCAGAUUCGCCACCAAUGGGAAAAGAUGUCCCACCUGCCACAAUAUUAUUAUCAACAGCGACUUAGUCAGCGAGGAAUGUAGGAAGAAGCUGAAGGAUCUUCUGAACACUUACUACCCCUUGGAAAUCGACCCCUCGACGUCCAUCACUGAAAAAUUGCCACUGAUGAUCGAAUGGUGGACUAAGGUGCAUGCGCUGCUGGUGGAGCAGAAGAUUGCGAAGAUCAAUCUGGUGGAGACGGUGCGGGAGUCGAACGCUGUGCUGAGAGACGGAUACAAACCUUUCUUUGAUAAGCUUCAGCAGCACAACAUUCCCGUCUUCAUAUUCUCGGCCGGGGUCGGUGACAUUCUGGAGGAGGUGAUCCGUCAGGUGGGGGUCUAUCACCCCAACGUGAAGGUGGUCUCCAACUUCAUGGACUUCGACGAGAAUGGCCUCCUGAAGGGGUUUAAGGGUGAGUUGAUUCACGUGUAUAACAAGCAGGAGGGGGCCCUGCAGAACACGGAAUACUUCCAGCUGCUGAUGCAGUGCAGUAACGUGGUGUUGCUGGGAGACUCUCUGGGGGACCUCAGUAUGGCCGACGGGGUGCAGAACCAGGAAAACAUCCUGAAAAUCGGUUUCCUGAACGACAAGGUGGAGGAGCUGCUGGAGCAGUAUUUGGCGGCUUACGACAUUGUCCUUGUGAGGGACGAGACCUUGGACGUGGCCAACGGAAUCCUGGAGCACAUCCUCAGCCCCAGUCAGCCACUGGCCUGAGGAGCCUCGCUCAACCACACACACACUUAACACACGCACGUGCACUCACUCAACACGCGCGCACUCAAGACACACACAAACUCAAGACACACACACACAGACGCAAAACACACACACUCAACGGAUGAGCACACUCUACACACUCCACACACACGCGUCACUCUACACACGCACACUCCACACUGGGCGUAUGCAUACACACAAGCCGCACAUUGUUCCUCUCCUUGAACCAAUCCAAUCCAACCCAAGCCAACCCAUCCCAGCCCAGCCCAGCCCAGCCAGGCCACUCUGUGAUUGUGCGGGAAGUGGAAGAUCAAACAAAGGCAGUGAGGACAGUGCCGAGGGAGGUUUGCUCUGUCUCUAACCCGGGCUGGGGCUCGGCUGCGGGUGCCGGUUAGAGGGAGCUUUUCCAAGGACAAAUUGAAAAGAUCGAGAAGUGAGACCUUUGGGCUGUUUAUACUCCAGGUCUGAGUUGAUCCAUCGAUUCGCACAGAUAUCUCCUCAAUAUCAUCGAUCUCCUCUGUGCAGCAUUAUCCCUCAGUCCAUGGGCGGGGGGGGCGCAAUUUAGCUUGGUUCAAUCUGGGGGAGGGAGUGGAGGAGAGAGUGUGGAAUGUUAAUUAUCCUGUUGAUUUUAAAACUUUGUAAAAUGAAUCAAUUUUCUGGAAUACCUCAUUGAUACGCACCUAGUGAGGGUGGGGGCUGAUAACGAGGGGAAUGGCCUCGGGGGUGGGGGCUGUUAGCGCCAUGUUUCCCUCCCCCCUCAUGUAUAUGGGUCUGUGUUCAUGUGUGCCCGUUUAUGGCCAGGCUGGGAUCGGAGAUGGGGGGGGGGAGGGGUAAAUUCCUAAAUUCAACUAAUUCACUGAGUAAAACCACAAGUCCCAGUGUUUCAUCUGAUGUGCGUGUGUGAAUGGACACGUGUUAAACUUGAAAUGCUCUUGCUGCUCAUCACGACAGACACCUGUGAUCUUCCCCACUCUCUCCAGGGACUGCGCUGGGUCUCAGUAUCUCUGCGCUUCCUGUCCUGACCUCCCCCCACACACACACCCCUCGCCCACGAGAACCACGCCCUAUGUAUCCCCAUCACCUUUCACUUAGUUUUUUAAAGAAUGUUUUAAGCAUCGAUUUUGUAUAACGACCUCUCUGCUCGGGGGAGGGGCAGGCAGACAGGAAAUUAAUUCUGCGUCAGAGUUGUACUCCACAAUAAACCCUUUUCUAGAGUGA